UGCAAAAAAGACAAGGGUAUUUACUCGUGGUCCAUAUUUUGCAUCAGGCUUUUUUUAAUUGGGAAAUAUCAUAAACGUUUUUGUGACCUUUCGAAGUUUGAAAACAACUUCAAAUUUCUAUGUAUUUAUUAGAUCAGAUCAGAGAGCAAAUUCAAGCCACUCCAACAUCAAACUUGUCACAUAAAAAAAUAUACAUCUCUCUCGUCAACAGCUAUAUCAGAUUUCGUAAGAAUGUCAAAAAAACUUUCGUACAAUCCCUCCUUUAGGGUUCCUUUACUUCUCAAUGAUGAGGAGAAAGCCAUUGCCUCUUCUGCAAAAAAUACUGUAUCCUUCUUUCGUACAUGCCUUAAUGGACUCAAUACAAUAGCAGGUGUUGGCAUACUCUCGGUUCCUUAUGCUCUUGCAACAGGAGGCUGGUUAAGCUUGGUUCUUCUGUUUUCUAUUGCCGCUGCUGCAUUUUACACGGGCCUUCUGAUUAAAAGAUGCAUGGAUAAGGACUCAAACAUCAGAACCUACCCUGAUAUAGGUGAACUUGCAUUUGGAAAGACAGGAAGACUGAUAGUGUCAAUAUCCAUGUACACGGAACUAUAUCUGGUUUCAAUAGGAUUCUUGAUUCUAGAAGGUGAUAACUUGAGUAACAUAUUCCCCAUUGGAGAGGUUCACAUAGCAGGCUUAGCAAUUGGUGGGAAGCAAUUAUUUGUGAUUAUGGUUGCCCUUAUCAUCUUGCCCACGGUUUGGUUGGACAACUUGAGUCUACUCUCUUAUGUAUCUGCAAGUGGAGUCUUCGCUUCUGUUCUCAUCAUCCUUUCAAUAACAUGGACUGCAACAUUUGAUGGAGUUGGUUUUCAUCAUAAAGGAACUCUUGUCCAUUGGAAUGGUCUCCCCACAGCUGUUAGCUUGUAUGCCUUCUGUUAUUGCGCACAUCCUGUCUUUCCCACAUUGUACAAUUCGAUGACAAACAAACAUCAGUUCUCUAACGUCUUACUUGUAUGUUUUCUCCUAACCACUGUGGGUUAUGCAUCCAUGGCUAUAGUGGGUUAUUUAAUGUUUGGUAACGGGGCUGAAUCUCAAGUAACAUUGAACCUGCCUCUGGACAAACUCAGCUCAAAAUUAGCAAUAUACACAACCUUGGUGAAUCCCAUAUCCAAGUUUGCUUUGAUGGCAACACCUAUUACGAAUGCUUUGAAAGAUUUGCUUCCAAAGACGUACAAGAAUAGGGUGACGAGCAUCUUACUGAGCACAGUGUUGGUAUUGAGCACCACCGUUGUUGCCCUUGCUGUCCCUUUCUUUGGGUCUCUCAUGUCACUGGUUGGAGCCUUUCUAAGUGUCACAGCUUCUAUUCUGCUUCCGUGCUUGUGCUACUUGAAGAUUUCGGGCACUUACAGGAAAUUUGGGUGUGAGACGGUAGUCAUAGUGAUAAUAAUAAUGAUAGCUAUUGUAAUGGCAAUUUCAGGGACCUACAUCUCUCUCAUGGAAAUAGCCCACAAUUUAUAAAGGACAAUGCAGUGGUCCACUCUCUUGACUUUAAAUUACCAAAAAGUAAAACAGUAUUUCUUUUUCA
Vigna angularis (adzuki bean) is the source of this 1561-nucleotide messenger RNA. Its product is annotated as amino acid transporter AVT1I. The transcript has 3 exons. Lineage: Eukaryota; Viridiplantae; Streptophyta; Magnoliopsida; Fabales; Fabaceae. The coding region runs from base 232 to 1494 and encodes 420 amino acids. The record is from RefSeq and is a predicted model, not a curated record. Gene Ontology annotation, cellular component: plasma membrane.